Molecule: messenger RNA, 1412 nt
Organism: Liolophura sinensis
Lineage: Eukaryota; Metazoa; Mollusca; Polyplacophora; Chitonida; Chitonidae
Product: cytochrome b5 domain-containing protein 1-like
Exons: 5
Coding region: 1-678 (225 amino acids)
Source: RefSeq, a predicted model, not a curated record
AUGCGCUUGGGGGCUCGCGUUGUUUCUCGCCAUGGGUCGAUCAAGUACUUCUCCCCAAACGAAGUUGCAACUCACAACACAAUUGAUGAUCUGUGGGUUUCAUUUUUAGGGAAGGUUUACAACCUUACGCCUCUAUGUGAACGAUACAAAGGAGAUGUGCUCUUAAAACCAAUCAUACUAGCUGCAGGGACAGACAUAUCACAUUGGUUCAACCCAAAAACGAAAGAUAUACGAACCUAUGUUGACCCUGAAACUGGCUGUACCAUUCCCUAUUGUCCAAACGGGAGGUUUGUCCAUAUUCCUCCUCCCUUCCCCUCCACGGAGUGGGCACCAGAUUUCGGCCGUCCAUGGUGGCGAGAUGACUCCUACCUUGUUGGCACACUCUCCAAGAAAACACGCAGUAUUAAAAUCAUAAACACGUUAACCUCCCAGGAACAGGUCAUAGAGGUAUGCUCAGAGGAAAACAUGGAAGAGAUUUUAGACAGGUAUCUCAAAUACAAUGCUCAUGCUGGGAGCUACACAUGGAAGUAUGACAGAGUGAAUCUUAGCAUGAAUAAGACGUUAGAAGACAAUGGAAUUCCAGACGAGGAUGAAGAUUUUUACACGCUCCGUAUGAACGAUGACACCUUUCUUCAAACAAUACAUCUGUACUUCAAUGAUGAUUUAACAGAAGCCUGAUUAUAACAAGGGCUAUUAAAACACCAAAAGGCGUUAUGUGUACAUAGGGACAAAACUGUAAAGGAUGAUGGUUGCUAAGGAUAUAUUCAUUUUGCCAUCUUGUCGUUUUGCAUAUUGCAGGCUGUAAAAUUUGUGCUACACCAUUAAAAUCAACAUGAGGAUAAAUGGAAAGAAUUGCUUACAUUAGACUUAUUGUGCGAUGGAACACUUUCCAUAUCUUAAUUACGUAAACUGAUGUGUCUCUUCCUCAAACUUUUAUGCAUUCCAAAACAUGUAUAGUGUACAUUACAUUUUAUAAGUUUUAAAAGGAUUUUUUUUUAUCACGACUAAAUGGCUCUGCAAGAUAAAGCUAUCAAAGUGAAGAGUUCUUGACCUUCUUUCAUGUGUUUUGUUGUAAAACAUUUUAUAAACAAUGUCUUUCACAAUUAAAAGAUAUCUGGGGAAAAUGUCUGAUUUGUGGAUGAAGUCUGCUCAUACAUUACAAUUGAUUGAUUUAAUAUACUGUACAGUCAAAAGGGUUAUUACUUUUGGCAAUUUCUUGCAGGUAUUGGAUACAGUUAAAAAGCACCACUGCUGAUGUGUGGGAACAGCAAAGUUUGUUCGCUCUUUGUACGGUUGCUUUGCUUUUACCAUUUCAUUUUACCGUGUAUUAUAUGUUUAUGUUUUUAAUGCCUUAUGAGUAACGAAACGUGUGAUAAGUACUCUAUGAAUGUUCUGUGUCUAAAUACAUAAAC